Messenger RNA from Penaeus vannamei (Pacific white shrimp), 372 nucleotides. NCBI's taxonomy places the organism in Eukaryota, Metazoa, Arthropoda, Malacostraca, Decapoda, Penaeidae. The record is from RefSeq and is a predicted model, not a curated record.
AUGUACAUCAAUCCAUAUUGGAUCACACAUCAGCUGAUGAUAGCGUUCUCGAGAAAGGUACAGAAGUGCUGUAUAGAAACAAAGAUAUACCAGUUGAUGAAUAAUCUGUGUAAUGGAAUGAAAAGCCCCAAUAUACCAACUCACGAGCUUAAACUGAGGGCUGGGUGCGUAAUGAUGGUCAUUCGUAACAUGAAUCCUCCUAAGACCUGUAACGGGACUAGAUUGAUCGUCACGAACCUAAGGAAGAAUAUUAUUGUGGGGAAUACGUUAGGAGGCGUAUGUGACGGUAAGCAAGUGAUCAUAUCAAGAGUCACACUUAUAUCUACAGAUACACCAGGCUCUUGGACCACCUCCUCUUGGGCGUCCUUCUAG